This is a messenger RNA of Cavia porcellus (domestic guinea pig), 3860 nucleotides long. It is a transcript of the gene Chic2, whose product is annotated as cysteine rich hydrophobic domain 2. The record is from RefSeq and is a predicted model, not a curated record. Gene Ontology annotation, cellular component: Golgi-associated vesicle; plasma membrane. The coding region runs from base 333 to 830 and encodes 165 amino acids. The transcript is spliced from 6 exons. Lineage: Eukaryota; Metazoa; Chordata; Mammalia; Rodentia; Caviidae.
GGAAGUCUCGCGAUGCCCUAGCCGGCUGCUCCCGCUGCGGGUGGCUCGGGGUGUUGCUGUGGUUGCCUGAGUUGCUGCGGCGUAUGUGGCGCUGGUGGAGGUGCCGGCUCCUGGGCGGAUGUUGACAUUGUGUUGUUGUUAUUGCCGAUGGUAAUGGCGGCGGCGACCAGCAGGAUCCCCUCUCCUCAGUAGCCGGAGCCGAGGGAGUCCGGGCAGCCGAGCCAGCCGAGAGCGAACUCCGCGGCCUCGGAGCCGCCGCCGCCACCUCGCCAAGCCGGUGCCCGGCGCCAGCCCUUGGAGUCAGGCCCUGGGCAGGGGGCUGCGGGCGCAGGAUGGCGGAUUUCGACGAGAUCUACGAGGAGGAGGAGGACGAGGAGCGGGCCCUGGAGGAGCAGCUGCUCAAGUACUCGCCGGACCCGGUGGUGGUCCGCGGCUCGGGUCACGUCACCGUAUUUGGAUUGAGCAACAAAUUUGAAUCAGAAUUUCCUUCUUCAUUAACUGGAAAAGUAGCGCCUGAAGAAUUUAAGGCCAGCAUCAACAGAGUUAAUAGUUGUCUUAAGAAGAGCCUUCCUGUUAAUGUCCGUUGGCUGCUUUGUGGCUGCCUUUGUUGCUGCUGCACUUUAGGUUGCAGUAUGUGGCCAGUUAUUUGCCUCAGUAAAAGAACACGAAGAUCGAUUGAGAAGUUAUUAGAAUGGGAAAACAAUAGGUUAUACCACAAGCUGUGCUUGCACUGGAGACUGAGCAAAAGGAAAUGUGAAACGAAUAACAUGAUGGAAUAUGUCAUCCUCAUAGAAUUUUUACCAAAGACACCGAUUUUUCGACCAGAUUAGCAUUUACUUUAUUUAUAGAGACUUUCCAAGUAUGUUGUCUUUCCAAUGGUGCCUUGCUUGGUGCUCUCCUGGUGGUGACAUAACAUCGGUUCUACAGAACUAUGUGGUGUUUUUUUUUUUUUUUUAAUAAGUGCAUGUUCUAUGUGUGCAUAUUUGUCAAACUUUGCAAGUUAUUUCAUACAGAUGUUUAAUACUUAAGUUAUUGUGCUCUUUUCUGUUAUGUAUUCUGAUUUUCAAGAAUUACUUUUUUGUAUUCUCAAAAAAAUACAUUUGAACUUAGCAUAAAAAGUGGCCAGCCUUUUUUAUUUUAUCACCAAGGUACAUACAGCCCUUUAUUUAUAAAUUCCUUAAUAGAGAAAAACACCUUUGUAAGGCUUUACUUACCUAUCCUAGGAAACAUAUUCAUUGUAUUAUUUUUCUUUUUAAUAAUUAUUUUAAAAUAAUAAUUUUUCUUUAAUAGCCUUUUGGAACCCAACAUGUCUUUUCUCAUACAAUUUGUAGUGCUUUGUUUACAGCAGAUGUAUCUGUUAACAUAUAGAGACCUAUCAAAAAUUUAAAAAAUACUUCUGUCUUCAAAGGUGUUAAGGCAGGAUUAUUUUUAUUAGGCUAGAUAAAUCAGUGAAUGGUAUGCAUGCAUCUAAUGGUUACUAUAGCUCAGGAUCACAAAAUAUAGUAGCAUUACAAUCUGUAUAUUUUUUAUCAAGAUGAUAUUAAUAAUGGCCUUACUUAGGUUAUUUUUAUUGUUCAUCAAACCUUAUAUACAAAAGUAUGGAAGUAACAACUUUUAAAAAUUUCUAAGGAAACUAUUUCUCCCAAUCUAACACAGUUCCAGAAUGAAUAUGUUUCUAAAGAGUUUUGGAAAGAAAGAAAACUUCUAGAAUUAAAAGUAAGCUGGUCUUCAGUACCCCAUUGAUAUUUUACAAUGAUUAUUACUAAGAAAUGGAGGACAUAUUAGUACUGUGUUUACCCAUUCACUUUCAAUCUGUUUAUAUAUGCUUUGAUUGAGUGACAUACAAGUCUGAGUCACAUUAGCUUAUUGCUUUUAAAUAUACAUGGACACAUAUACAUGUACACAUACAUAUUUUUCCUCCUUUUGGUUGUACAUAUCUCCAUGCAUUUUUAAACUUUUAAAAUUUCUGAAUGACCUCUGUUAAUUUUUGUUUUUUAUAAGCCUGCAAUUACACAAGUUUUAAUGUGUGUCAAGAACUUGUUCCUUGCAACUGUGGUAUCGAGCAAUAAUGUGAAUAACUUUUGAAAUUAUAUAAACUAUGCUUAAUAGUUUGUAUUAAGAAUUGGUACCACUAUACAAUACCUUUUUUCCUUGUAUUAAAUCUUUUAAAUACCAGUUUCACUAGUUUAUGUAAAUGUAUUUUUAAAAAAUAUAUUUCUUUGUACUUCUCUAAAGUACUGUACUUCUAUAUAAAUUUGAAUAGUUAAAUGCCAGUAUCAUAUACCAUAUAUCCUAAUGUCAUAUAUCAGACAUUAGGAACUAUCUUAGAGCACUUUUUUGUCUGAGAAUUACUUAUUUUCAUUGGCCCCCUAAACAUAACUUGAAUUUAUAGAGCACUAUUUCCACGAAGAGCUCAAAGUUCAAAGAAUUCAUUCCUCGCUUUUAUUUAGCUUGUAUCAGAAUGUAUCUUACUACCUUAAAGUAGUACAAUUCUUUUGUUUUAGAUAGGGUCUCACUAUGUGGUUGCGGCCGGACUUGAACCCAGUAUGUAGCCCAGGCUGGCCUUGAACUUUCAGUGACCUCCUGCCUCAGCCUCCUGAGUGUUAGGAUUACAGGCAUGUGCCACCACUCCUGACCUGAAGUAGCACUAUUAAAAUUAAUGCUAUUCAAAAACUCCAGUAUUGCGCUGUGGUUUCAGUGUGAAAAAUAAUGUAUCUUCAUAUGGCUAUGUGGACUGCAACACAGUGUUUCUGUGUAGAGUUGUGUAAAUCCAUAGUCCUGCAGUGACCAGCUUUGUAAGAACUUAUUAGGCAUCAUUUUUCUUGUUAGCCAGUGAUAAUUUCAAAAUUAGUAUAUUCCUUUAAUAUUUUAACAUAAUUUUUAUACUUGUUAUUAGUACAAGAUUUUGAAACACUUUUGUAACUUUGGGAGGUGUGUCACUUGCACUCUUACACCCUGUAUCUGUAGAAAAGAACCCUGAAUGCUUAAUCUGUGGCAUUACGUAAGCCACUUAUACCUUAAACAAUGCUUUGAGCUUUCAUUAGUAACCUCCAGUGUGUUGUCUUGAGUCAUGAAUUUAAGUGCUUAUGUUACUGAAAAUUAGAAAUGUCAAAGAAUCCCAUGUUACAUGAGUAUCAGUCCAAGAAAUGGUGAUUGUCCUUUGGACCCUAUUGUGAUUUACAGUUUGUAUUGCAGGACAUGAAUCAUAGCUCCUUUUAAACAGGCUGAGAAAAGAUACUGGCAGAAAAUGUAGCAUACACAUCCUACAUAGGCUAAGUAAGUAACUUCCUGUCUCUUUUUGUCCCUUACCAGCAUUUUACAGGCAGUCACCGUUCCUGUUUAAAAACAUUCUUUUCUCAAGUAAUAUACUUCACAAAUCCACCCAUCCCACAAUCCAUGACUAUGGAUGUCCGAGUUAAAACAGAUGCUCUUAAAAUGUCUAUUGUGUUUAGGAAAACUGAUGUGAAACAUUGGGCUUGAGUAGACACCGUCUUCCUUGCAAGGUGGUUGCUUAUCUGUCUAAAAUGUUCAUCACAUUUUUUAUUAAGACUCUUUAGUGACUAGACAUAGAUAUCAGUCAUUUAAAAUGGAAACACAUAAUUUUGGUCUAAAAUCCACAAAAUAAAUUUAACAAAACUUGGAAUAAUAGAAAGUAAUUUCUUAUUAGAAAAACUAGCUUUUUUAUUAGAUAAUUUUAAAUCAGGAAGAACCACAUUUCUCCAUGGUUGUAUUUUCACUAUUAUUUAUAGUUUCUGUUUGUUUCUUUAGGUUAAUAAACAUAGGCCAGCCAUAAAAGACUUUGACAACAUUCCAAUUGUUGGUUGUAAAAUUAUAUUAAAUAUGUAUAUUUAGGUCCCGGU